AUGGCAGUUGCUGACGUCAACAGCGACCCCACCAUCCUGCCACGUCACCGCAUCCGCUUAGUCACCGGCAACAUCACCGCCAGCACGCCGUCCAUCCUUAGCCUGCUGACAGCCAUGGCAGCAGUGCAGCAGCGCCCAGUGGCAAUCAUAGGUCCGGGGACGUCCGACCAAUCAGCUCUCGUCAGCCCACUUGCCAGUGCCACCCAGACCCCCUUUGUGUCGGCGGCAGCAACAGACGUGCAGCUGACGGUGGGGGGAUCUCGGCCGUACUUCAUGCGGACCAUUCCCAAUGAUGGCGUCGACAUGCAGGCCAUAGCCGCGCUGCUGCUGCGCUACAAGUGGAGGCAGUUCGUGGCAGUCUACACAGACAACCGCUUCGGCCGCAACGGUAUCACGGCACUCAUGACCUACCUCCUCGAGAAAAAGAGGGUGCCUGUCAAGUCCACGUGGACAGCUGAUGACGUGGCAAAUGCUCUGGCUGCCAGCAAGGCAGUUGACUCUUCUGUCUACGUGCUGCACGCGUCCUCUACCAUGUCUGCUCUCAUACUCGAUACAGCGAGCAAGCUGGGCAUGAUAGGGAAGAACUACGUGUGGAUUGCAUCGGAGGGAGCUGCUCAAGCCAACACGUCCACACUGCAGAGUGCAGAGGUGUGUGAGUGGGUGCAUAACGGUGCAUCAGGGUGCAGGAAGGUGCAAGAGGUUGCAGGAGAGUACACAUGCGGCUUUGGAGGCAUCCCCAAUUCCUCGCAUCUCAUAUCCUCGUUUCUCCUCUCCUCUCCCCUCCUCUCCCCUCCUCUCCUCUCCCCUAUCCUUUCCUCUCCCCUCCUCUCCUCUCCUUUCCUCUCCCCUCCUCUCCUCUCCUUUCCUCUCCCCUCCUCUCCUCUCCUUUCCUCUCCUCUCAUCUCCUCCCCUCUCACUCAAUCCACCAAUCCCUUCCCCAGGAUCUCCCUCACUCCCCACGGCGACCUGCAAGCAGACGUCACAGAGGUGCUCAACGUGGUGAACGCCACGGCUGUUCCCAUCGGUGCAUUCCCCAAGACCAAACUCCGAUUGGCUGUUCCAAAUAAAGUGGUCUUCAAGCAGUUUGUCAACAUCUCCAAGGGAGAGGGCAACGAGCGCUUCUCAGGGUUCUGCGUCGACGUCUUCCACGCAGCUGUGGCCAUGCUGCCGUACCCGCUGGACUACGAGUUUGUGCAGUACGGCGAGGAUAAUGUCUCCCCCAGCUACAACCAGAUGGUGCUGGCUGUAGCAGACAAGACAUAUGAAGGGGCCAUAGGGGACAUCACAGUCACAGAGACCCGCAACCGAGCAGUCUUCUUUACAUACCCCAUCUUUCCGUCAGGCCUGGGGUUGAUGGCGUAUGCAGUGGAGAACUCGAGUCCCUGGCUGGCGUUCCAGCCGUUCACAGCCAGCAUGUGGGCCGUGACGGUGGCGAUGUGUGUGCUGGCGGGGCUCAUCACCUCGUUCCUCGACGAGCAGUCCAACGAGGCCUUUCGAAGGAAGCUGCACCAACGGUUUCUCAACGCCGCAUGGUUCGGCCUGCAAACCCUCUACGCUAUCCUAGAGUACCCCGUUCGCACCACCCUCGCCCGGCUCUUUGUGGUCGUGUUUCUCAUCGUCGGCUUCCUUAUAGUCACCAUGUACACUGCAAAUCUCACGGCUAUUGUCACAGUCAACCGGCUCAAACCCUCCGCAAUGGACAUUGGUUCCGCUGCCUCAACCUCAACCCCCAUCGGGUACCAGCUGGGGUCAUUCAUCAAUGCGUACCUGCAGCAGAUGGGCAUCCCUGCGAACCGCCUGGUGGCACUCAAUAACGAGGAUGAGUAUGCAGAAGCGCUGAUGUCGGGGCGUGUGGGGGUGAUAGUGGAUGAGAGCCCCUACCUCGAGCUCUUCUCGCUCGACUUCUGCGACGUUGCCCUGGCGCCGCAGCCCUUCUCACUACUCAACCUUGCGUUUGCCUUCCCCAAGGGCUCGCAGCUGGGUCUAGACGUCUCCCAGGCGAUCGUGCAGCUGUCCAUGUCGGGCCAGCUGCAGCAGCUGCGGGAGAAACACUUCAGUGGGAUCAAUGGCUCUUGCACCCAACCCAGCAGCAGCAGCAACAGCAGCAGCAGCAGCAGAAGCAGCAGAAGCAGCAGUAUAACCUCCUCAUCUUCCUCCUCCUCGUCCUCCAUUUCCUCGCUGGCUGCAGACUCGGCAGUGCAGCUAUCAAUGCAGAAGUUCCUCGGGCUGUAUAUCAUAUUUGGCGCUGUCUCCCUGGGCUGCUGCAUGCUCUACGUGCUGCUCCUCAUUCACCGCGGCUACCGAGCCAGCAGAGAGGCUGCUCGCCUGCAGGACGCUCAGAACCAAGCUGAGAUCCAACGGCUCGUGUUCGAUCAUCAUCCGGUGCACACAGGAUCCGACGGCCCAGAUGGAGCCGAGCCAGCAUGGGCAGUUCCAGGGGAGGGGGUGGCAUUAAGAGGGAACGAGUGGGGGGGAGGUGGCAACCGGGGUAGGGAGUAUCUGGAGGGGGAAGACCUGUUUGUUUUCGGUCAAACUGCUCCUUUCAGUGGCAGGAGCAGCUGCAGCAGUGGAGAGAGUUUUGAGGCGCCUCAGACCAGUCUUCCUCACUGCAGAGGGAGCAGCAGUGGGGGUUUUGAGAUGGGACAGAGUGGAAUUGGUGGGAGUGGUUUUGACAGCAGUGGCAGCAGUUUUGGCGGGGGUGGCAGUAGAAGAGUGGGGGGGCUUCACAGCAGCAUUGGCAGAACGAUCGGCAGCAGAGGGUGCACUGGGGCUCGCGCUGCUGUGGCAACAGCAGGAUCCCCUGUGGAUUCUUUCAGCCUGCAUACUCCCUCCUCUCCUAGCGCUCUCACUUCUCCUCGAACUGACAGGUGGCAGUACCAGAUGGCUCGCAACAGACGAGCAACGCAACACCGCUGCACUCCUUCUCGCCCUCUCUCCAUGCGCCCUCUCUCCCCCCGCUCCCCCUCCAACAUCUCCCCUCACUCCCCCUCUCACCUCCUUCCCCGUUCCCCCACUCAAACCCCUCAGUCCCCUGCCUCUCAACACCAAUCCCAACACCUCCCCACCCCAUCAAACGCCUACCCUAUAUCACCAUCUCUAUCCGCCCCUCGCCUCAGUCCACACUCACACCGCCUUGUUCCCAGCCGCCUGCUUUCCCCACCCUCACGCCUCGUCGUAAAUUCCAGCCUCCAGGACAGGCGAGGAGUGGCUUUAAGUCAGCUGCACCUGCCCCACCAGCGGCCAUCUCCCACCAGACGACAACAUGACUCGCCGGUUUCCCACCAACCCCCACUUGGCACGCCUGACCCUUCGCCGUCGAAUUGUUUGCCCCCCAGGUCACCGAAGCUCCCUGAGCCGCAGAAUCUAUCACACAGGCCACGAGACCUGUCACCCAGAUCACCAGACUUUCCCAAUUCACCUAAGGCGCACUUAAUGACAGGAGCUGCAUCUACGGUGCAUGGUAGGAGCUGUAGCAGUGCUUGCGAGUUGACUUUUGAGUCGACUCAAAAGUCAACAGGUACGCUGCAUGGUAGGAGCUGUAGCAGUGCUUGCGCUUACACCGGAGAGCAGGGCAGUGGGCAGAUGCUCUCAGUUUCCCAUCGCUCCAUCUCCUUCAAGUCUGCGUCUCUGCCUGCGUCUCCUGCCGCUUCUCCCUCCGCCUCUCCCUCCGCCUCUCCCUCCGCCUCUCCCUCCGCUUCUCCCUCCGCCAAUCUUACAGCUGCUGAUGUUUCCGCAUCAGCUUCUGCUUCGUUCCUUGCUGUGCCGUCUGCUUUUGAGUCGCCUCAAGAGUCUGCCGUUCCCACUGCAGCUGGUGUUUCCACCACAUCAGCCUCUGCUUCGUUUCUUGCUGUGCCAUCGUCGCUCCUCUCAGCAUCAGCAGCAUCGCUAACCUCUGCAGCACCAGCCGCUGUGAAAGCCCUUGAACAGGCCGCACGGGUUGAUGCAGGGACCAAGGCGCUGAGCAAGAGCAUGGGGGCUAACACAGGGCUCAGAGCGUUGAGCAAAUCGGUGGUGUCCGGUUCACACAGCAGCAUGCAGCAGAUCUCUGGUCCUAACAGAAGCGGCAGGAGCUGGAGAAGCAGCGCAGAGACAGCAAGGCAGCUGCGGGCAGCAGCGACAGCAACUUCAGAGGCGCCUUCAGAAGUGUCUGGGUUCACCAGGGGGGGGAGGAGCUGGAGGAGCAAUGCAGAAACAGUACGACAGCUGCGGAUGGUGGGGGAGGGCAGGAGCAGGAGGGGGCUUCAUGGGCAGGAGGGCGCUCACAGGCCGUGGCACAGGAGAUCGGCUUCUGGUGAUGCUGCUUCUGCUCCAAACUUCUUCGACAGGUUGGAUGAGGGCAGAAGAGGAUCGUCAGUUGCAGACCAGCUGAGAGAGCUUCUGCAAGCAGAGUCUGGUUCUUCCAGUCAAGUAGAGGGCAAUGAGGUCAGCGCAAGAGGGUCUGGCGGGUCAAGAGAGAGUGGAGAUAGUGGACCUGGAGGGGAGGACCCAGAGGAACGAAGGCUGGUUCGAGUUGAUGCUUUCGACCUGGUUUCCAUCCUGAAAUCCAGCAAGUGA
Messenger RNA from Closterium sp. Yama58-4, 4554 nucleotides. Lineage: Eukaryota; Viridiplantae; Streptophyta; Zygnematophyceae; Desmidiales; Closteriaceae. The record is from the annotation of a GenBank genome assembly.